AUGAGGCCAACGCGGUGCGUGGGAAGGACCCAAGGCAUCCCGCUGGGGCUGCUCGCGUUCUGGGUGGCUGCUGCCCGCUGUCUGCAGAGUCAGGGUGUGUCACUGUACAUUCCACAGUCAGCCAUCAACGCCACUGUCCAAGAAGAUAUCCUGCUGUCAGUGGACUACAUCUGCCAUGGCGUGCCCACUAUUGAGUGGAAGUACACGCCUAAUUGGGGUGUGCAGAAGAUUGUGGAGUGGAAGCCAGGGACCCCAGCCAAUGUCUCCCAAAGCCACAGAGACAGAGUCUGCACCUUUGACAAUGGCUCCAUCCAGCUUUUCAGUGUGGGUGUGAGGGAUUCUGGCUACUAUGUCAUCACUGUCACAGAGCGCCCGGGGAGCAGCCAGUCCGGCACCAUCUUGCUGCAUGUGUCUGAGAUCCGCUACGAAGACCUCCACUUCGUUGCUGUCUUCUUUGCUCUCCUUUCUGCUGUGGCUGUGGUGCUAAUCAGCCUCAUGUGGGUCUGCAAUCAGUGUGCGUAUAAAUUCCAGAGGAAGAGGAGGUACAAACUCAAAGAAAGCACCACUGAGGAGAUUGAGAUGAAAGAUGUUGAAUGUUAG
Messenger RNA from Grammomys surdaster, 600 nucleotides. RefSeq names its product V-set and transmembrane domain containing 5 (gene Vstm5). NCBI's taxonomy places the organism in Eukaryota, Metazoa, Chordata, Mammalia, Rodentia, Muridae. Gene Ontology annotation, cellular component: axon; plasma membrane; dendrite. The transcript is spliced from 4 exons. The coding region runs from base 1 to 600 and encodes 199 amino acids. Gene Ontology annotation, biological process: filopodium assembly; positive regulation of excitatory synapse assembly. The record is from RefSeq and is a predicted model, not a curated record.